CGAAGAAUUUCGCCCACUUCCUUUACAAAGAAAAGCAAGGAUGGAUAGGAAUGGCUUACAACACCAAGUUGACUGUAUGAGAAGGUCCCUCUUCGAUCAGGGUUAUCUUGACGAGCCAUUCAUCCAGCUGGAGGAGUUGCAGGAUGAUGCCAACCCCAAUUUCGUACAAGAAAUUGUCACACUGUUCUACACCGAUUCGGCAAGGUUGAUUCAGAACAUCGAGCAUGCACUGAGCACUAGGCCUAUUGACUUUAAUAAGCUGGAUGACUACAUGCAUCAGUUCAAGGGAAGCAGCUCUAGCAUUGGAGCAAAGAGGGUGAUGAAUGAAUGCUCCGUUUUCAGAGAACACUGCAGCGCUGAAAAUGCAGAAGGAUGCAUGAGGAGUUUUCAACAGGUGAAGCAAGAGUACGUGGCCUUGAGGAGGAAGCUGGAAGAUUAUCUUCAGAUGGAGAAACAAGCUGCUGUUUCUCGAACACCAUGA
Molecule: messenger RNA, 481 nt
Organism: Hibiscus syriacus
Lineage: Eukaryota; Viridiplantae; Streptophyta; Magnoliopsida; Malvales; Malvaceae
Product: histidine-containing phosphotransfer protein 4-like
Exons: 6
Coding region: 41-481 (146 amino acids)
Biological process (GO): phosphorelay signal transduction system; cytokinin-activated signaling pathway; phosphorylation
Cellular component (GO): nucleus; cytoplasm
Molecular function (GO): histidine phosphotransfer kinase activity; protein histidine kinase binding
Source: RefSeq, a predicted model, not a curated record